UCCGGGCAGCGAGCUCGGUCCCGGGGCCGGGAUGAACCCGUGGAAAGCCAUCGGGGAAGGGACCCAUGCCCGGAGGACUGAAGGAGCCUCGUGAUCGCCGGAUCUGGCCCUGCGACCCCCAGCCAUGGGCCAGACUUCGGUGUCCACCCUGUCCCCGCAGCCCGGCAGCGUUGACGGACUGGACAAAGCUUCCAUAGCAAACUCGGAUGGCCCCCCGGCAGGUUCGCAGACACCUCCCUUCAAGCGAAAGGGGAAGCUCUCCACCAUUGGAAAAAUCUUCAAGCCUUGGAAAUGGAGGAAAAAGAAGACGAGUGACAAGUUUAGGGAAACCUCAGCAGUAUUAGAGAGGAAGAUUUCCACAAGACAAAGUAGAGAGGAGCUGAUAAGAAGGGGCGUGCUUAAGGAAUUGCCUGAUCAAGAUGGAGAUGUAACAGUUAACUUUGAAAAUUCAAACGGGCACAUGAUACCCAUCGGAGAGGAAUCUACCCGAGAGGAAAAUGUAGGGAAGUCUGAAGAAGGUAAUGGCUCUGUGUCUGAGAAAACACCACCUCGGGAAGAAAGGGCAGAAGAUAAGAAAGAGAACACUGAAAACCACUCUGAAACACCGACAGCGCCUGCUCUACCUCCUUCAGCUCCUCCUAAGCCUAAACCCAAACCUAAACCCAAAAAGUCACCUGUGCCCCCCAAAGGGGCCACUGCCGGGGUCAGCCACAAAGGUGAUGAAGCGCCUCCCAGUAAAAAAAAUGCCAAGGCUCCUGGCAAGCAGGGCCCCGUCCCUCCACCCAAACCAACAGGCCGAAUCACGACCCGAGAGGCUGCUGGCUCUUCUCACUUGAAAAAACCAACUGGUUCCAAAACGUCUGCUUCACCGUCCACUUCAUCCACCUCUUCUCGACCGAGAGCUUCCAAGGAGACAGUUGCUAGCAAAACAGGGACAGUGGGAACAGCAAAGGGCAAGAAAAAAACUGGCAAGCAGUCAUCGGCCUCCAGACUGUCCUUAGACGCCGCCAUACCUGGCCCAUCUGAUCUUAAAGGAGACCCUGCAGAGACCAGUGUGGGGAGCCUCCAACCCGAGCAGACUGUCCCUGAGGCUGAGGAGCAGGCUACUGGCAAAUCCAAGGCCACCGGCCCUUUGCCUCCUGUGACUCCACCACCCUCCUCCCCAGCCCUCCCUCUGCCUCUUGAAGAUCAGUGCAUUAUUGCCUCAGACACACCAGUGGUCCUGGUCAGCAAUGGAGCUGGCCAGCCCAUCUCUGCCUUAGACCCCAGCCAACUCCUUGGGACCGAAGAACCCACCACUCUCUACUCAGGCACUGGCUUAAGUGUUAACAGAGAAAACGCAAAAUGUUUUAUGACCAAAGAUGAGAUGGAGAAGGCAGGACCUCAGCUGCUGGCCCCUGGACUGAUGGGAGAAUCCUCAGAGGAAGAUGGCCCACAGGAGUACCAGGCCACCGACUCUGAUUCAGAUGGCCCCAUCUUGUACACAGAUGAUGAUGAGGAAGAGGAUGAGGAUGAUGAUGGCAGUGGAGAAAGUACUUUGGCAAGUAAGAUCCGGCGGAGGGAUACUCUUGCUAUCAAACUUGGCAACAGACCAUCCAAGAAAGAGUUAGAAGACAAAAACAUCUUACAGCGUACAUCUGAAGAAGAGAGGCAGGAAAUCCGGCAUCAAAUCGGAACCAAGCUGGUCAGGAGACUCAGCCAGAGGCCAACCACUGAAGAAUUAGAGCAAAGAAAUAUCCUAAAACAAAAGAAUGAAGAAGAGGAGCAAGAAGCAAAAAUGGAACUUAAACGUAGACUUAGCCGGAAGCUCAGUCUGAGACCCACGGUGGCGGAGCUCCAAGCUCGAAGGAUCCUGAGAUUUAAUGAGUAUGUGGAAGUCACCGAUUCUCCUGACUAUGACCGCCGGGCAGACAAGCCCUGGGCCAGGUUGACACCUGCAGACAAGGCAGCAAUAAGGAAAGAACUAAAUGAAUUUAAAAGCACAGAAAUGGAAGUUCACGAAGAGAGUCGGCAGUUUACAAGGUUCCAUCGCCCAUAAUGAAGUAUGGGACUGCUUGGAAAUUGAUUGAUCAUCCUUACUGGAAGCCCUGCUUCUGGAAAAACCUGAUAU
Messenger RNA from Dipodomys ordii (Ord's kangaroo rat), 2110 nucleotides. RefSeq names its product phosphatase and actin regulator 2 (gene Phactr2). NCBI's taxonomy places the organism in Eukaryota, Metazoa, Chordata, Mammalia, Rodentia, Heteromyidae. Bases 125 to 2038 code for a protein of 637 amino acids. The transcript is spliced from 13 exons. Gene Ontology annotation, biological process: actin cytoskeleton organization. The record is from RefSeq and is a predicted model, not a curated record. Gene Ontology annotation, molecular function: actin binding.